This is a messenger RNA of Protopolystoma xenopodis, 644 nucleotides long. NCBI's taxonomy places the organism in Eukaryota, Metazoa, Platyhelminthes, Monogenea, Polystomatidea, Polystomatidae. The record is from the annotation of a GenBank genome assembly.
UUUUGGGAGGAAGCAGUCAAGUUUCCGAAAACUCCUUGACCACGGGUCUGUCUCCCUCCUACCCAAAGAUUUCUUUGCGUGCACCUUCGACUAUUAAAUCCAUGCCGAUUUCAACCACGAUAACGACAGCCAGCAACAGUCUAGAACUCAAUUCCCGAUGUAUCAUCGGAGCCUCUAAUGCAUCUCGCCAUUCCUCAGACUCCGUUCUAGACAGCCCUUCCCGGCGGCGUCACCCCACUGCAGACAUUGCUGCUGGAUCCGUCUAUAUGGCACCCACUACCGUCAACGCAUCGACGGCAGCCUGCCUUGGUGGUGGAAGUCGACUAUCGUUGGCCAGCGGUCGACAAUCACUAGCCUCAAGUGCUGGCGCAGAAUCGUACAAUUCAUACCGCCUUCUCACUCGGCAGACGGGUGCUGGCUGGCGCGAGUUGUGGCGCACUCGACUUCUUCUCCGCGACGUAUUGCACUGGGCUCUUGCUCAGCCACGAAGCUCCGGCCCACUAUCCACCGCCGCUCCAGGCUCUGGUCUCCAAGUUGAAAGUGGCCACAUGACGGCCUCCCAACCUGUUUCCUUGACCUCUGAUACUUCGUCACUAGGGCCAAUUAAAGCUGCUGAUCGGGAGGCGGCGACUGGCUUUUCCGAG